This is a messenger RNA of Centropristis striata (black sea bass), 1732 nucleotides long. RefSeq lists its product as uncharacterized. The coding region runs from base 268 to 960 and encodes 230 amino acids. NCBI's taxonomy places the organism in Eukaryota, Metazoa, Chordata, Actinopteri, Perciformes, Serranidae. The record is from RefSeq and is a predicted model, not a curated record. The transcript has 7 exons.
AUAUUAAAAUGUAACAUUGUUGUCUCCCGUCCCUGGAUUUCCACUCUGAUCUCAGUGGGAUUUGAACUUGGCGACUGAGAAGGCAUUGUAGUGAGAAACAGCCAUAGCCUGUGACUUGCUAAGUGUUCAGCUCCUCCCCUUAAUUUAAAAAAACAAAAAGUCUCAAGUUCCGCCAUUUCCUGUCUCAGUCCACAACACUCCCUACCCGUUAUAAUCCACACUGCUCCUCUGCAUGAGAAACUAAAAUAAGCCAAGCACAGUGUUGCAAUGGAGGGAAGUGAGUCAACAGCUAGAGAGAGGACAACAGGAACUGGGAGUCAGGUGGCAGAGCAGAAGCUGCUGAGUUCCACCAAGCCCCUGUAUCGCUUCACCCGAAAUGAGCCCAGAAGUCUUGGGAUUGCCAUCGUGAUGUUCGGCUGUGCAGAGAUCCUGAUGGGAUUCAAUCUGAAACAAGAAGAGUGGAUCACUUCUUGUGUCCUCUUCAUCCCCUUCUGGCAGGGAGCUCUGUUUCUUGUGUGUGGAAUCCUGUCUAUCUACACUGAGAUUCAUCCAUCCAAGAGGAUGGUGACUGUGUGUUUGGCCAUGUAUGUGGUUUCACUUUUAGGGAUCGUGAUCUCUGUUGGCUACAGGAUAUACCUCUUGGGUCAUUUUAGCUACGAGAAUCACCGAAGCAGAUUCAGGGAGGAUGAGAACGCCAGAGUGGACCUGGUUCUAGGUGUUGAAUCCAUUUUGUUCAGCUCCUCUCUGUGUGUGUCAGGACUCCUCAUCUUCUUGUGUGUUGUGUCACGCUUAGCUCUGAAAUCCACGAACACUCAGUUUAUUCUCCAGUGCAUCCCAGCACCACCAGCAGCAGCACCAGCAGCAGCACCAGCACCACCACCAGCAGCACCAGCAGCAGCACCAGCACCACCACCAGCAGCAGCAGCAGCACCACAGAGUGAUGCAACAACAUCAAACUGAUCUCAACAUUUUGAAGGAUUAUUCUACAAUACAGUGGUUUUCCUGCAUCCCACCUACUGUGAAAGAAACACCAUGACUCUGGAUAGUAUAUAAUGUAUAUGUUAUACCAGAAGGAGUGGUAAGCCCUAUACAGCCCUGCCACAGCUUUUUAGUUACCUAUAUCCACUGAGCUUUACUCCACAGUAUGUGUAACUGCAGUAAGAAAUGCAUCACUGAACCACUUUUAUUUGCUUUGCUUAUUGUGAUUCCUGUUGUCUCAUGUGACACUUUUAUUUACAUGCACUUAUAAAGGAACAUAGUAACCACUAUUCUCUAUAGUGAGGCAAUGUGUCCUUACUGUAUGUGUGUAGCAGCAGUAGACACACAUUAUUUGAAUGAAAGCCUCAAAGCGAAUGGUCUGACAUACUGAUACUGAUCUAUCAAUGUGGUCACUAACUCCAUGAUGUUGUAUCACCUCAUCUAAAUGUAUAUUAACACACACACUGCACAGUUAUCAUAGUUAACACUGGUAAAAAUAUUUAAACUAAAAAUAAGAUGAAUUAAAAGUACAUUUUCCUUAUGUUCCACAAUACCCUAACCUACAAGAAAUCUAACCAAGUUUCACCAAAUCAUAUUUAGCCUGUCAAUUAAUAUUUUGAUCUUAUACUGACUGUUGCACUUACUGUUAACCUUUAACUUUUAUGCCACCAACAUGUCUGAUCACUUCCUGUGUUACCUGCAUUAAUAUUAGUAUGUGCAGCAUUUGGGCAUAAUGUAAUGUGAAUCUAACUUA